Molecule: messenger RNA, 2691 nt
Organism: Linum trigynum
Lineage: Eukaryota; Viridiplantae; Streptophyta; Magnoliopsida; Malpighiales; Linaceae
Source: the annotation of a GenBank genome assembly
AUGGCUCACGAGUCGCGUGACAAAGUCACAGUGGAUAGUUUAACCGGCGGGGUCAUCAACGUAUGCCUCAACGAGACCGUUCCAACGUUCCUCGACACAUCGGGGUUCUGGAAACUGGCACGACCGGAGAACGAAAACAAUCCCACGUUCAUCCACUACGUUCCUUACUACAUCGUACAAUUGGCUGCCAUCAUGUUCGGCACUCAGAUUGUUGCAGCCAUCCUCAAAUCGUUGCGCCUCCCCCGCUUAUCCGUGGAAUUGCUGAGUGGAAUUUUGAUUGGUCAGGGGUUGCAAACAUGGUGUAGAAUUUAUGCCAUGCCUACCAAUAGCCUCAAGGUGCUAGACACAGUUGGACAUGCGAGCCUCAUUUUCUAUGUAUUCCUAGUGGGGCUAGAGAUCGACCUAUUCAGGGUUCGACACGUGGGAUGGGAGGCGGUGUACACGGGUCUAACUGGGACCGUACUUCCUCUCUUGAUUGGGUUCGUCGAAUUCUUCAUAAUGGCAGCCGAUCCAAGAUACACGAAUUUCUUCACCCCGAAGUUUUGGGAGAAUCUGGAUCCAGUCAAGCUGACUGGACCCAUCUUCUGGGGAGUCGCCCUCACGGUCACCAGCUUCCCUGAUCUCGCCAGGAUACUCUCAGACCUCAAGAUCCUGCACACCGACAUCGGGAGGUUGGCCCUGUCGUCCUCCAUCGUCAGCGAGCUCACGACGUGGAUCCUGCUCGUCGUCGCGCUAACGCUGAACAAUGGCACCCUGAACCCUCUGUACCUCCUCCCAACGUUCGCCUUCUUCGUCGCCUCCUGGUUCCUCGUGCGCCCCGCGGUCACCUGGGUUCUCAGGCACGCGGACGAGACGGACAACAAGUUCCUCCUCCACUUCACCAUCCUGGGCGGAAUCCUGACCUCGUCGGUCAUCACCGAGGCCUGUGGGGCCAACUCCGUGAUCGGCGCCUUCGUGUUCGGGCUCAUCAUCCCCAAUGGGGAUAUGUCUGUGAGGCUCAUGGAGAAAUUCGAGGACUACAUCAAGGGGGUUUUGAUGCCUGGAUUUUUCAUGGAUAAUGGGGCUAGAACUAGUUUGAUGACCAUCAUCAACCCCAUAUAUGAGACACAUCCACUUACCAUUUUCCUCCUCAUAGUUUUAGCUUGGUCUACUAAGAUCAUCAAUACUUUUGUUUUCUCCAAAUUGGGAGGAAUGACUACUCGUGAAGCCUUCACUCUUGGAGCCCUCAUGAACACAAAAGGGGUUCUAGCUUUAAUCGUCAUCAACACCGGCCGUAACAACCAGGGCUUCAACCAACUAAUGUUCGUGGUGCUAAUACUUUCAACGUUAGUGAUGUCUGUAACUGUAAUGCCCUUGGCCAAAGCAACAAACAAGUCGAAUCGAAAACCAAACCGGUUCAAGACCCGAACGGUUGAGUGCAACAAGCUAGAGUCUGAGCUCAGGGUACUAACAUGUAUCCACACUACACGUAACCUUUCAGGGAUGAUCUACCUCCUCGAGUGCUCCAAUGGCGGAAAGCAGUACCCAAUAUCCGUUUUCGCCCUCCACUUGGUCCAGCUCACCGAUCGACGUGCCACGGCGAUGCUGAUCAUCCACGAAAACAACAACAACAAGAAGAGGAAUAAAAACAGUACUAUUAGCAACUCCCACCACAGUAUCGAAGGACCGGGUCAGAACCUGACCCGUCGAGAGGAGGAGUCGAAUCACAUCAUCGCGACUUUUGAGAGCCUCGAGAAUCGAGGUGCCUCGGUGUUUGCUCAGUCGCUCACCGUCGUGUCCCCCUACGCCACAAUGCACGAGGACAUCACCUGCCUAGGGGACGACAAACAGGUGACGCUGAUAUUGAUCCCUUUCCACAAGCAAGCUGAUGUCUACGGGAGGUUGCAAGAGGAGAACUCGAGCUGGAGGAUGGUGAACAAGAACCUCAUGGCGACGGCUACUUGCUCCGUAGGAAUACUCGUGGACCGUGGACUGGGCUCCAAGGAUGUAAAAACACAUUCGAAAUCGUCGUUUACUGUUGUCUUCAUCGGAGGUCCGGAUGAUCGAGAGGCCCUUGCACUUGGUUGGAGGAUGGCUAAAUCGCCCGAUGUCAACCUCACCGUCCUUCGACUCCUCCCCACCAACGACAAUCACGACGACGACGAUGUGGAUUGUGACAUUGAAGAAGUGACGGUCGAAGGAGGAGGCACAAUGAGGAGCAAGAGAGGGGAAAAAGAGCUAGACAACGAGUACGUGAACGAGUUUAGGUUCAGGACCAUGCACGACGAGAACAUAAACUACGUUGAGAAGCGAGUGAAUGACGGGGACGAGGUGAUCACGAUGAUCGGGCGAGUGGUGCCAUCUUGCGAUCUCUACAUACUGGGCCAGAGCAAGAACGCGAGACGAUCGUCCAUCAUGUCGGGGUUGUCUGAGUGGACCGAAUGCGACGAGUUGGGUGUCUUGGCAGACACGUUACUGGCUUCCGAAUUCGCACAACGUUCUUCUCUUCUUGUUAUCAAGCAACAUUAUGUGCCCGGGAUGCGUAUGUGGAUUCGUCGCAAUGGCAACAACAACAACAUAAACAAUAAUGACAACAAUAAUCGGGUGCCAUUAGGGUUUUCCAAUAGUAGCGUCCACAAUGUUUCUAAUGAUUUGGAGAUCACCAACCGGCCGUCCACGGUUACAAUAUCCCAACCCCAAUGGAAUUCUUAA